AUGUCGGCCCCCGUUGUUCCCACCGCCUACGACCCCAAGGGGAUGAAGUUCCGCUACUUGGGAAACACUGGUCUUCAAGUCUCGGUAUUCUCCCUUGGUGGCUGGCUCACUUACGGUGGUACUCAGAAGGGCAGCAUCGUCAAGGAGAUCCUGCAAACCGCCUGGGACCAUGGAAUUCAAACUUUCGAUACCGCCGAAACCUAUGCCGCCGGCGCGUCCGAGGUUGAGAUGGGCAACGCCCUCAAGGAGCUCGCAUGGCCCCGCGACGAGUACGUUCUGACGACCAAGGUCUUCUUUGGCACUGGCCGCAAGGAGCCCAACACCCGCGGUCUCAGCCGCAAGCACAUCGUCGAGGGCCUCAAGUCCUCGCUUGCCCGCCUGCAAACCCCGUACGUCGACGUCGUGUUCGCUCACCGCCCGGACCCGGGCACGCCCAUGCUCGAGAUCGUUCACGCCUUCACCCUGGCCAUCAACCUGAACCUAGCUUACUACUGGGGUACCUCCGAGUGGAGCGCCACCCAGAUCACCGAGGCCAUCGGCCUGGCCGAGAAGUACAACCUGAUCGCCCCCGUCGUCGAGCAGCCGCAGUACAACGCCUUCCACCGCGAGCGCUUCGAGGUCGAAUACGCCCCGCUCUUCCGCCAACACGGCCUCGGCACUACCAUCUGGUCCCCACUCGCCAGCGGCCUGCUGACCGGCAAGUACAACGAGGGCAUCCCCGAGGACUCGCGGUUUGCCACCAACAAGGCCUUCUUUGAGAAUACCGUCAAGGAGCUUCAGUCCGAUGCGGGUAAGGCCAAGAUCGAGAAGGUCCGGAAGUUGACCAAGGUUGCUGAGCGUCUCGGUGCUUCUGUCACACACCUCUCGCUUGCGUGGGCUGCGAAGAACCCUAACGUCAGCACGGUUAUCCUUGGUGCUACCAAGAUUGAGCAGGUCAAGGAUAACCUGAAGGCCCUCGACCUUAUCGACAAGCUCACCCCGGAGAUCAUUGAGGAGAUUGAGGGUAUCUUGGAUAAUAAGCCCAAGGGACCGAACACGUUUGGCCGGGAGCGCUUGUAA
Dichotomopilus funicola is the source of this 1059-nucleotide messenger RNA. RefSeq names its product NADP-dependent oxidoreductase domain-containing protein. The transcript is spliced from 2 exons. The coding region runs from base 1 to 1059 and encodes 352 amino acids. Lineage: Eukaryota; Fungi; Ascomycota; Sordariomycetes; Sordariales; Chaetomiaceae. The record is from RefSeq and is a predicted model, not a curated record.